Molecule: messenger RNA, 4961 nt
Organism: Mustela erminea (ermine)
Lineage: Eukaryota; Metazoa; Chordata; Mammalia; Carnivora; Mustelidae
Gene: PLEKHG4
Product: pleckstrin homology and RhoGEF domain containing G4
Exons: 23
Coding region: 650-4258 (1202 amino acids)
Molecular function (GO): guanyl-nucleotide exchange factor activity
Source: RefSeq, a predicted model, not a curated record
GAGACCGUGGGCUCACACUUUUCUUCUCCCGUGAGGAGUGAAUGCUCCCAGUUUUGAGGAGAGAGGGGGGCCGCUUCCGGCGUUCCCAGGCAGGCCGGGGGAGUGGGCACAGCAAAACGGCUGGUAGUCUCUGCCCCUUCCGGGCUACAGAAAAGCCAAAUCAAAGUAAGGGGGCCCUGAGGGUGGGAGUGGAGCGGAGCCGCCUGGCCCCGAGGGUUGGGGUGGGACGGCGGCUGGCGAGGGGCGCUGCAAGGGCCGGCCCCUCCGCGCUUUCCUGGGGGUCCGGCCGGCUGCCGUCGGGCCUGGGGUGGGAUGCAGCUCCGUCCUCCGGCCCCCAGGGGGCGGCGCGGCGCUGCGUCCUCUGCCGCCCUGCGUUCCCUCCCUGCGGCCAGGAGGCGGCGCCCGUGGACGCCGGGCGGCGCGCUGUACCCGCCGUCGACGGCGGUGCGGUCUGAACUGCCGCUGCGUCUGUGCUCCCUCUGGGCACCAAGACCAGCCCCUCCUCUGGUCUAGUGCCUUCUGCCUGUCUCACCCACGGAGCUGUAGCCCGACCAUCACCAACCCAUUCCCUGGAUGAGCAGAAGCCUCACACUGAGGGCCCAACCCCCUCUUACUUGGUCUGAGCAGGCCCACUCUUAAGGAGGGGGUGAUGGAAGGGCUGCCGGAGAUUGGGGAUGAGUCCUCGGACUCCCAGGGUCACGCCACUGACUGGAGGUUUGCAGUGUGCAGCUUCCGGGAUGCCUGGGAUGAAGGGGAACCUGUUCCCCCCAUGCAGGUUAAGGACCCCAAUCCUCUGAGACCAACAGCAGGGACAGCUGAGGGAGAAGGGCUACAGGGCAGCCCCCUGCCUGGGAAGCCUCAGUCACCCCCAGGACAGAUGGCUGUAGAUGGGUCAGGGGAUGGCCAGGGUUCCACAUUAGGGGGUUCCUCACUCCAGUUAGAGGGACCAAAGCCCUCUGGAGUGGAGAGCCUCCUGUGCCCAAUGUCCUCCCACCUCAGCCUCGCACAGGGUGAGAGUGAUAGCCAAGGGGGAAGCUUGGCAAGGGACCAAGCUCCAAGCAGAUUAAUGCCAGCCUGCCUGGGUACUGAGGGCUUAGACAGUGAUCCUGUGGACCCUGGAGGCCCAUUAUCUCAGAUGUCAUCAGAGCUACUGGAGGCAGACCUCAGUGGAUCUAGCCUCCCUAAGCCUGCUGAUUAUCUCCUGGCUCAAGACCUGGCCUGGGAGCUGUUGGCCAGUGGCAUGGCUACUCUGCCAGGGACUCGGGAUGUAGAAGGCCGGGCAGUGCUGCUUCUCUGUGCCCAUAGCCCUGCCUGGCUUCACCCCAAGUGCAGUAACCAUGAACUCCUCCGUCUCCUGCUCUACCUGCGCAGCAUCCCCAGGACCGAAGUACAGGCCAUGGGUCUCACCGUGCUGGUGGACGCCCAAGUUUGUUCCCCAAGCUCUUCUCUCUUCUGGGGGCUCAGCCAACUGCAGGAGGUAGCCCCAGGGUCAGUGUACCAGGUGCUGCUACUGGGAAAGAUGCCAGAGGAUGUGCCUUCCAGGCUGCAGCUGCAGCAGCUGCCUUCUCAUCAGAGCCUCCUGAACCAUGUCUCCACCUCCGGGUUGCCAGUGUCAAUGGGAGGAGGCCUGCCUUACUGCCACCAGGCCUGGCUGGACUUCCGGAUGCGUCUGGAAGCCCUACUGCAGAGCUGCCAGGUGGUUUGUGCCCUGCUCCAGGGGGCCAUCGAGAGCAUGAAGGCUGUACCCCGGCCCAUGGAGCCUGGGGAAGUUGGUCGGCUGUUACGGCAGGCACGGGUCCUGAUGCAGCACGUGCUAGACUCACCACGGCUAGCGUGGCUACAAGGCCAGGGGAGUUUGGAGCUGGCAUGGCUGAAACAAGAAGUCCCAGAGGUGACCCUGAGCCCAGACUACAGACCAGCAGUGGAUGAGGUUGAUGAACUCUAUGGCCGUGUAGAUGGACUGCUGCACCAACUGACCCUCCAGAGUAACCGGCGCGUACAGGCACUAGAGUUGGUCCAGACUCUGGAGGCCCAACAGGGUGGACUGCACCAGAUUGAAGUGUGGCUGCAGCAGGUGGGCUGGCCAGCACUUGAGGAGCUAAGGGAGCCCUCCCUGGACAUGCUGCUCCAGGCCCAAGGUCCUUUUCAGGACUUGGACCAGGUUGCCCAGGAGCAGGUCAGGCGAGGGGAGAAGUUUCUACAGCCACUGGCUGGCUGGGAGGCUGCUGAGCUGGGCCCCGUUGGGGCCCGCUUUCUGGCCCUGCAAGCCCAGCUGACUGACUUCUCCAGGGCUUUGGCCCGGCAGCGGCAGCAGCUGGCAGAUGCUGAGAAGCUCUCCCAUUUUUUCAAGCAGGCCUCGACCUGGGCUGAGGCAGGGCAGCAGGUGUUGGCAGAGCUGGAGCAGGAGCAUCCUGGGGUCGUGCUGCAACGGCUGCAGUUGCAUUGGACCAAGCACCCUGACUUGCCUCCUGCCCACUUCCGAAAAAUGUGGGCUCUGGCCACAGGGUUGGGCUCUGAGAGCAUCCGCCAGGAGUGCCGCUGGGCCUGGGCACGAUGCCAGGACACCUGGCUGGCCCUGGACCAGAAGCUAGAGGCUGCACUGAAGCCACCACUGACCACGACCAUGACCAUGACGGGUAGCACAGCCAGCCUGUGUGUCAGACGCAUCCCACCUGCAUCUGCUACCCCUCCCUUGAGGAAGGCACAUAGCCUUGAUCAGAAUUUGGGGCAGAGUCUCAGAGAGCCUGCCCACCACUGCCACCAUGUGGCCACUGCGGCUACCUGCCACAGACCGGAGGCUGGAGGGGGUGCCCGGCCAGGGUCAUCCCCUCCCAUGCCUCUACCAAGCAGCUCUGACCCCAGGAGCCCCAGCAGGCUCCAGCUGGUGCUGGCGGAGAUGGUGUCUACAGAGCGGGAAUAUGUCCGUGCUCUUGACUACACCAUGGAGAACUACUUCCCAGAGCUGGAGCGCCCCGAUGUGCCCCAGGGCCUCCGUGGCCAGCGCGCCCACCUCUUUGGCAACCUGGAGAAGCUGCGGGACUUCCACUUUCAUUUCUUCCUACGUGAGCUGGAGGCCUGUACCCAGCACCCAUCCCGAGUAGCCUAUGCCUUCCUGCGCCACAGGGUGCAGUUUGGGAUGUACGCGCUCUACAGCAAGAAUAAACCUCGCUCCGAUGCCCUGAUGACCAGCUUUGGUCAUACCUUCUUCAAGGACAAGCAGCAAAUGCUGGGGGACCACCUGGACCUGGCCUCCUACCUGCUGAAGCCCAUUCAGCGCAUGAGCAAGUAUGCGCUGCUGCUACAGGAGCUGGCACGGGCCUGCGGGGGUGCCGUGCAGGAGCUGAGUGCCCUACAGGCCGCCCAGAGCCUCGUGCGCUUCCAGCUGCGACACGGCAAUGACCUGCUGGCCAUGGAUGCCAUUCAGGGCUGUGAUGUUAACCUCAAGGAACAGGGGCAGCUGGUGCGGCAGGAUGAGUUCCUGGUGCGCACUGGGCGCCGUAAGUCCUUGCGCCGCGUUUUUCUCUUUGAGGAGCUGCUGCUCUUCAGCAAGCCUCGCCGAGGACCCACAGGCACAGACACAUUUGCCUAUAAGCGUUCCUUCAAGAUGGCAGACCUGGGCCUCACGGAGUGCUGUGGGGAGAGCAAUCUACGGUUUGAGAUCUGGUUCCGCCGUCGCAAGGCCAGGGACACCUUUGUGCUGCAGGCUGCCAGCUUGGCCACCAAGCAGGCUUGGACGGCUGACAUUUCUCGUCUGCUCUGGAGGCAGGCCAUCCACAACAAGGAAGUACGCAUGGCUGAGAUGGUGUCCAUGGGUGUGGGGAGCAAGGCCUUCCGGGACAUCGCCCCCAGCAAGGAAGCUAUCAGUGACCGCACCGUCAACUACGUCCUGAAGUGCCGAGAAGUUCGCUCUCGGGCCUCUAUUGCUGUGGCCCCAUUUGACUGUGACAGCCCCUAUCUGGGGGCCUUGAGUUCCCUUCCUGGAGACCCUGCCUCUUGCUCUGUACUGGGGUCCCUCAAUCUACACCUGUACAGAGACCCGGCUCUUCUGGGACUCCGGUGGCCCCUGUAUUCUGCCAGCUUCCCAGAGGAAGCAGCACUGGAGGCCGAAGUGGAGCUGGGCAGUCAGCUGUCUUUGACUCCUGAAGACUCAGAGGUCUCAUCCCAGUGCCCAUCAGCCAGUGGAUCCAGUGGGUCUGAUAGCAGCUGUGUGUCAGGGCAGGCCCUGGGCAGGGGUCUUGAGGACUUGUCCUGUGUCUGAGCCCGGGCUGGAAGGCAGGCAGUGGAUCCAGGAGCUUUUGCCCAAGAAACAUCACCUCUCUCAAGAUCUGCUGUGACCAGAGUGUGGUUGCCACCUGUGCCACCUCCAGCCCACAUGCACUGCCCUAUUGACUACUCUUUCUGAUGUCUGUGCCCACUGGCAGACUGGCAGGGACCUCUCCUAGGGAGCCUGGCCACAAGCCUGAGUGACUACCCUGAUCCUGAGCUUCUGGCUCCAUGUCCCCUUCUUCUGUUCCUUCUGCAGUUCCCACCCCAGUUAUGAUUAGGCUAGAGCAGAGUGUGGGUGUUUCCCUGCUCUAGGCUGGUGGGGCACCAAGUGGCUCUGGGCAGAGACUGGACUGCCCCCACCCUCAGGAGGAACAUAGGUGGGUUCCCAGCAGUUGCUUCCCAACUCCUAGUCUCAGAGCCAACCUUCUCAAACUUAGGGGCAAGCCCACAGCUGCUGUGCCUUUAACCCUUGACUGCCCUGGCUGCCCACGCCCAGCUCUUCUUUCCUGUGUCAGUUUGGUUAUAAUGACUCCACAUCUUUUGAAUAACUUUCAGUUAGAGUGUUAUCUAAAAUUAUUUCACUGGUUCUUAGGUCUUUGAUGUCUCAGAGAGUCCAGGCCCUUGACUUGUAAAUUACUCUUUAUUUAUAAUAAAUAUAGACUGAUACACCCUCAGAUGGGAACACACAUUCUUAA